AUGUCUCCUAAAUUCUUUUUAGCUGUUUUCAUCACGAGUGUUGGAUCGGGCUUCCAGCACGGGUACCACACUGGUGUUGUCAAUAUUCCUGCAGAGGUCAUAAGGGAAUGGAUCAGUCUUCUCAAAACCCUCCAUGAGGACUCUACAGAAUUAGAUGUGAUUUGGUCGACAACAGUGGCAAUUUUUUCGCUUGGGGGGAUAAUUGGAUCGCUAAUGAUUGGAUUUUUUGGGGAUACUUGUGGCCGAAAAAGAAGCCUAUUUUGGAAUAAUUUCAUCAUUCUGGCGGCAAUUCCAGUUAUGGCUUUUUCUAAGAAAACCGAAUCGUUUGUAAUGUUCCUCAGUGGAAGGUUUUUCUCCGGGAUUAAUGCCAGUCUAAAUGCUGGUUUAUGCCAAAUGUAUUUAACCGAAAUCUCCCCAGAUAAAAUCAGAGGAGCGGUUGGGAGUCUUUAUCAUUUUGUGUACGUUUGUUCUAUUGUGAUGUCACAAAUCGCCGGUUUUUUGCUUGGAAGUGAUGAAAACUGGCCGUAUAUUUUCGUAAUCCCGGCUUUCCCAGCACUCCUUCAGCUUUUUUUACUUCCAUUUUGCCCCGAAUCGCCAAAAUUUCUCUUAAUCACACAGGGAAAAGACAGUGAAGCUACAAAAUCACUCCAGAAGCUUCGGGGUCGUGAGGAUAUCACUCACGAGUUACGGUUAUUGGAAGAAGAGGAUAGUUUAGUCAAACAAAUGCGUGGUUCCUCUCUGAAGAUGAUUUUUCAAAAUCCGGCUAUGGCUAAUGCCUUGCUUUGUUGCAUAGUCCUAAAUAUGGCACAACAAAUGUGUGGCAUUAAUAUGAUAGUGUAUUAUUCGACUCACAUUUUUGACGAGAUGAAAGUAGGUGCGUUAGAAUCAUUAUUCCUGAUUGUUGGAAUGAGCACAUUUUCGGUUAUUAUAACCCUUGGUUCGGUUUUAACCGUUGAUUCUUUAGGUCGGCGUACUUUGAUUGAGAUAAGCCUGUUGGGACUUAUUGUCACAACUAUACUUAUGAUUUUUUCAUUUCAGUUUUUUGAAUAUGGACUAUGCAGUAUGAAAUAUUUCUACAUUUGCUCCGUUUAUUUGUUUAAUGGUUUUCAUUCUGUUGGUCUUGGAACAAUUCCGAGAUUUAUCACCGCAGAAAUGUUUCCUCACACUUCGAGAACUAUAGCAAUAUGUGUAACUCUUGCUGUGAGUUGGUCGGCUAAUUUUUUGAUCGGAGAGGGAGCCCUAAUCCUGAGGAGAGAAAUCCGAUCGUACAUUUGUAUCAUCUAUAUUUUCUUGGACUUGGUGUUUUUCCUCAUUUUGCGACAGCGCUUACCCGAAACUUCAAAACUUAGUGCUAAAGAAAUAAUAAGUAUGUACGAGUACAAUAGGGAACAAUAA
Messenger RNA from Tribolium madens (black flour beetle), 1395 nucleotides. Its product is annotated as solute carrier family 2, facilitated glucose transporter member 1-like. The coding region runs from base 1 to 1395 and encodes 464 amino acids. Gene Ontology annotation, molecular function: hexose transmembrane transporter activity. The transcript is spliced from 4 exons. Gene Ontology annotation, biological process: monosaccharide transmembrane transport. The record is from RefSeq and is a predicted model, not a curated record. Gene Ontology annotation, cellular component: membrane. NCBI's taxonomy places the organism in Eukaryota, Metazoa, Arthropoda, Insecta, Coleoptera, Tenebrionidae.